Messenger RNA from Nothobranchius furzeri (turquoise killifish), 4376 nucleotides. RefSeq names its product sprouty homolog 4 (Drosophila) (gene spry4). Gene Ontology annotation, biological process: negative regulation of MAP kinase activity; negative regulation of fibroblast growth factor receptor signaling pathway; negative regulation of Ras protein signal transduction. Gene Ontology annotation, cellular component: cytosol; membrane. Lineage: Eukaryota; Metazoa; Chordata; Actinopteri; Cyprinodontiformes; Nothobranchiidae. The record is from RefSeq and is a predicted model, not a curated record.
UCCCUCCCCCUCGGUGGUUGCAACACCAUAUCCACAGCUCCGCGUCCUCAACCGCAGUCGCCUUUCAUGCACCAGCGAGGAGAGAACAGCGCUGGAGAUUCGCUCGCCUGUCGCUGAGCUUCAUUUCACCUCGUCUGGACUUGUCUUCAUACACAUUUUGGAGCUACCCUCGGAUCGGACGUGCGCGCAAAAAACAAACAAACAAACAAAAAACAAACGUGCGGAACGUGGAGAUGAGAAUUGCAUCCUGAAACCACAUCUUGCUAAAUGCUGCUUUAGAGUGACGACGUGUGAGGCACCAGCCGAUACAUGGAGUCCAGGGUUCCCCAUCACAUCCCCGGAGUGUCCUCCUCCAUCAUAUCCCAGCCUCUGCUGGACAGUCGAGUGCCCUACGGUCGUCUUCAACACCCUGUCACCAUUUACCCCAUUGACCAGAUCAAGUCGUCACACGUGGAGAAUGAUUACAUCGACAGCCCAGCUGUUGUUGCUCAGCAGCCCCUAAGCCAGAAGUCUGCAAAUCGAAGAAUCACCUGGCUUGGUCCAAAUCAGGAGGCUUUUCUAGGUGCUAAUCAAAAUCAUCACCACAAUCACCAACACCAGCUCCAGCAGCAGGGCAGGUGUGAACCUCACCCUCACCAGGACACAACAACCCACCCUUGGAUUUCCUUCAGUGGAAGACCCAGCUCCAUCAGCAGCAGCAGCAGUACCUCAUCAGAUCAGAGAUUGUUGGACCACGCUGCACCCACACCAAUGGUGGACCACCAUCAUCACCAGGGCCCGAUCAAUACAAUCACCACCCGAACUCCUGGCUCUCUCACUUCCUCUGAAUCUAAAGUCCUCAAUUCUUCUUCUGCUUCUUCCUGCUCCUCUUCCUCAAAAUCUUUAGACCUCAAGUCUGCCAAGGUUCCCGUUGGAGGCAUGGGCACCACAGGAGGCCAGCAAGGGUUGGCACUGAUCCCGUCCUCACCAACUGAAAAGAAACACCUUCUUUUAUGCCAGCACUGUGGGAAGUGUCGAUGCACUGAGUGUACACUCCCCCGAACCUUACCCUCAUGCUGGGUCUGCAACCAGGAGUGCCUGUGCUCUGCGCAAAGCUUGGUGGACACGGCCACCUGCAUGUGCCUGGUCAAAGGAAUCUUCUACCACUGCACCGAGGAUGAGGACGACGAGGGCUCCUGCGCUGACAAGCCCUGCUCGUGUUCACAAGCCAAUUGUUGUGCACGCUGGUCUUUCAUGGCCGCCAUGUCUGUUGUCCUGCCUUGCCUAAUCUGCUAUCUACCAGCUAUGGGCCUGUCCAAACUGGGACAGAAGUGUUAUGACAAUGUUAGCAGGCCUGGCUGCCGCUGCAAGAACUCACAGGGUGGCGUUAGCAUUCCCGUUAGUAAAACGGGAGGCAUGGAAGCAAAAGCUGGGGCAGAGAAAAAGCAGCAGGGGUCAUGAUAGUGGACCAAGCUUUAUGGCAGUGGCCUUGCCAGAACAUGGACAGGACCACAUGGUUCUGGCUUACACUCAAUGGACUGGGCAAUCCAACACCGACCCACUAAACUAUCCCAUUAAUCUGCUGGAAGAUGACUUGUGUAAAACUAAGGUACUUAAUACGGCUUGUUGACCUGUGUUUAAUAGUGUGGAUCCAAAUGGGCCAUCUGAGAGGAUGCUAACCUAGGAUUAGCUAACAGGCUCGUGGAGAUAUUUGCCUUCUUUUUUGUUGUUGGUUUUGUAAAAGUGAUGAGAAGAAACUAGAAUGUGGGACUGGUGUUUAUGAAAAUGGCUGAAGGCACAAAGUCAUUGUACCUCUCUGCUGCUCAAUAUUUUUCAGCUAAUUUUGUAACGCUAACUAACCAGAAACUGGUUAGUGAUUCUCAGAUCGUUUAGAAAUCAUUGAUGGAAACGAAAAGGUAUUUCAUCCCAUUCUGCCCCCUGAAAAAUGCACAGUCUAGUGCAAAAUGAAAAACUACGUAGUUAACUAGAAAAUAAUGUAGCUUUACGAUGGAAGAAACCACUUCCUCCCUCAGUACAACGAUGAUCCCCAUCCUCCGGUAUACCCCCACGGAGAUGCUGUAAAAAUACACCCUUUCUAUGAUUUAAAAUGAACAGUAAAUUUUCAUCAUUUUCACUCUGUAUUGUGCAGUUGUGCUGCAAGUGAGAGAUAAUCACCUCACAGUGUGUUUUCUAUUUUUUGGGUGGUAAAGCUUAGACAUUCUGAAAUACUUUGAAUGCUGUUCACUGAUCACCUCAGACAUAAUGCAUGUCACGAUCUGCAUGCUCUAGUACAAUGGUUACCCACCGUGCUGGGGUGGAUUUGUAGUAGAGACGUGUCAAAUAGAAAAAAAAUAUAUAAGAAAAAUACUUAAAAUAGGUAAGGAAGAAAUUCCACCCAGCCUUCUCAGGGAUUGUUACAGUAAUCUCCUCUAGAACUUGGCCAACCGCAUGUUAUUUUCUAAACCGUCUAAGAGCCUGGUCUACUUCCUCUUUGCACAGAAAGGCAAAGAAUCGUUUAGGGGCAAAAAGGCAAUAUUGAAUAAUUUAGUACGCAGAGGGAGAAGGGGCCAGAAUAUUCUCUUUUAAGUUUUUUUUAAGUGAUGCAGGUGAUGGGAAGCAAAGAGGCAUUGCAAAAGUUUAAAACCAUCAGUCUUUGUGUAAAUCAAACCUGCCACUUGCACAACCGUUGUCCGAAAGUAAAGCACAGUACUAACCACCUCAGCUCGCCUGUAUUUUGACGGUCAAUGCCACAUUUAGCCCACAGCUCACCUCUACGCACAUUAGUGUCUUCAUGAAACCUACAUCACUAGGCUGCAUAGUUGCAUAACUCAGUCUCUCGUUUAGUCUAUUUUGGGGGCUCGCAUGACAUUCGUAGGACGUUGCCAAAGGAAGCUGUUGUACAGUAGCAUGUUUUCACAGUCUGAGUGAUCACAGUUGCUAAAUGGAGUUGAUGACAGUUAAAAAGUGUGCAGCCCUUUAAUGCUGAUGGGCUUUUUGGCUCUGUUGCUCCAUAACACUUAACCUCUCUUUUUAUCUUCCACUCGGGUGCCCAUCUUUGCUCAUACUUGCAUUUGUCUUGUUGCACAAAGCUGAUGUCACUCGUAAAACGGAAAGACGAAAGAAUAAAAAAAAACAUGGUUCUUUAGUACGAAUGUAUGAGGCAAUAUUUCAAGUCAGAGAGAAAGGUGCCAAAACGGAAUGUGUGAGAGAGGCUUAGCCAGGUGCAGGUGUCCAGCAAACAUAAAAAAUCAGACGUUUGGACGAUGUAUUUAGUAAUAGAGCUAUGCAGGUGAAAUGUUAUUUGCUGUAAAUAGUUUCACAAAGUUUGUGUUCCUUUAGAAGAGACUUUUAAAUGUCCUCGAAAGAUUGCAUGGUACAUUAUAACUACAAUUAAGUACAAAAGUAUAUAGAGAAUAUAUUAGAUUUAUAUUUUGAGGGUAAGAUUAAGGUGUUUUUGUGGUAUGUGAGGAACAGAAAGGGAGAGUUUACGAAAAAAACAAACAAAAGUGAAUUAAUUAGCCGACAGGUCUUUCUAUCACUCGCACUUGACUUAGAAAAGUGUUCCUAAAAUAGAAGAUGAACAAAAAUAAAAAAAAAAAUCUCCUGCUGCUUUUGCUAUCCAUGGCUCAUUAGCAGUCGAGAGGCUAAGCUAACUCCCUCUCCGGCUCCUAAAGACCGUGGACUCAUUGAAUCCGCACAAGGAACACAGUCUACUCCCAUCAACCCAUUUCCUGCCGUUACUGCUCAGUGUCACAGCUCCUUUUCUCCUUCUUGCUUUCCCUCAGUUCCCUCCUUCCUCCCUAAGAAAGAAAGGCCAACAAACACCAUUAGCCUGCCUUGAUUGACAAACACAGCUGCCGUUCAUAAACUCGUCAUGCUACAGAAACAGGAGACACACUCGCUGUACCCCCUCUUCAUUUUCCUCUGAAGUUGCGUUUAGCACCACCUCUAUCCACUUUUUUUUUCAGUCUUUGCAAAAUUAAGGUUCUUAUUUAUUACAACAUGUUCUUGGUGUGGAAAAAAACACAAAGAGAAAUAAAAAAAAUCUGGAUUUGAAUCUUUGGUUUCUGCAGCUGCUGUGACUUUUUCACACACCCACGCCCAUCUGAGUAUUUUAUUUUGAAAUCAAAGGAACAGAAAAAGUCCAUUCCUUUAAACCUUUGCAACAUCAAUGUUGGGGAUUAAGAAACAAGAUCCGUGCUUUUUUUUUUGUUAGUUUGUUUAAAUAUUACAAAAAGAAAAAAAAAACUCAUAUAAAAGGUUCCCUUUAUAGAUAUAUUUAUUUUGAAGUUCUAUUUUAUAUAGUAUUUAUUUAGAUGCCAACUUUUUGUUUGUGAGAAAAGCUUAUGUUGAAAUGGAAUGUACAUUGACAAUGGAAAUAUAUAUUGUUAAAUAUA